ACUCCGGCUCCAGCUCAUAGAUCGAGAAAAGCCGACUAAACUAGUUCUGAAGGACAAGGUUGACAUAAGUUUACCUACCAGCAUCUCGUGUUUAUUUUAUAUUGGAUUGGAAUUUACCGUUACAACUUGAAAGUCCAGUCCGACAGCGGGAAAUGACACAGGAGCUUGCAAAAAAGAGAGGUGUUCUGGUGUUCCAGAAUGAGGUGUCAUGUGGUGGUCGGAGGCAGGCGCUCACGGAGGAUGACGAGGACUGGAGGGCCUUCCUAGGGAACCCCCUGACCGCCGCCUCCAAGGCCAUGAUGCACAUCAACGGAGAUGAGGACAGUGCCAAUGCUCUCCUCUACAACUACUAUAAGGUGCCACAAGACAAGAGAACGACUGGACAGCUCAAAACAGAAGUUAUUGUGGGCGAUGCUGAUCCAAACAAUAUGAACUUCGUGGUGCCACUCCAAGAUUCCCCCCUGGCCAUGACAACUCUGAGGACCGUCCAUCGCAACACCGCGGCCCAGGGCAGCAGCCAACCCAGCCGGGGGGACAAAACCCAGGCUCUCUACCCAGCCUCAAACUCCAUAGUCUGCAUCUCCACCACCUCCAGCCCUCCCCCCUACUCCCUCAGCCCAGAGGGGACCCAGGCCCUGCACUCCUUCCCCGUUUGCACCCCUUCUGGUCCCCACGGUUCCCAGUCGGAUGGCAUGGCCUUCAGUCGCCACCUCAGCCAGUACAGCCCCAGAGCCCGGAGCCUCACCCCUGACUCCACCUACACAAAGUCCUAUAGGGACAGCUCCAAUGAGGUCUUCCCUCCCUCUGAAGAGGUCCAGCUACGUAUGACCUCCAUCCCUCCUGGUGGAUACCCUUACUACAGCUCCACAGCAAGUCAACACUUUGAGUACAUGCUGGAGGCUCCCCAGUCCCUCUGGACCAAGAGCAGCAGUGGCCAGAUGAGCUACCUGAACAAGGCCCAGUUCUACCCCAUCACCUUGAGAGCACUAGGGGGCACCCCGCUCCAAUCUCAUCUCAGUGGAGAAGUCCGGAGUGUGGUGAUGCUUGUGUUUGGAGAGGAGAAGCUCACAGAGGACCAGCUCAAAUACUGGAAGUACUGGCACAGCAGACAGCACACAGCCAAGCAGCGUUGCAUUGAUAUUGCUGACUAUAAAGAGCGAUUCAAUACGAUCGGCAAUAUUGAGGAGAUCGCCUACAAUGCCAUCUCUUUCACAUGGGACACAAAGGACGAGCCACGGGUGUUUGUGUCUGUGAACUGUCUAAGUACAGACUUCUCCCCUCAGAAGGGAGUGAGGGGCCUUCCUCUCAACCUCCAGAUUGACACCUACAGCUUUGGGAGCCGUGGUCACAAGCUAGUACACAGAGCCUACUGCAUGAUUAAGGUGUUCUGUGACAAAGGUGCCGAGAGGAAGAUCCGAGAUGAGGAAAGGAAGCAGCCUUACAGGAAGGGAAAGAGACAGGAGACAACCGCAGCCUAUGUGGAAGACCCUCUGCAGCUGAAGCAUGUGGCCAUAGCAUCGUUCAAAGCCAUGAGUGACAUGGACUCCCAGCCAGUUCUCUUCAUCCCAGAGGUCCACUUCCCCAGCACCCAGCACCACCAUGCAAGCCUAUCAGAUGACGGUGAGGAUAGCUUGGGGCAGAAGAGACUACUCCACUGUGAUGAGGACUUUGAGUUGGCUCCUCACAAGAAAGCAAGGCGGGACAGACCAGAGAAAGUGCUGCUUUAUGUCCGUAAGGAGACAGAGGAGGUGUUUGAUGCUCUGAUGCUGAAGACGCCCACUCUGGCAGGACUACUGGAGGCUGUAACCGAUAAAUACGAGCUGCCGCUUGAAAAAAUGGGGAAAGUCUACAAGAGGUGCAAAAAAGGGAUCUUAGUCCAUAUGGACGAUAACAUCAUCAAGCAUUACUCCAACGAGGAUGCCUUCCAGAUCAACAUGGAAGAGGUGGGGGGGGAAAUGCUGCUGACACUGACUGAGAUCUGAGUCCGGACAAGGGAAGUAUUCAUCAGGGCACAACUUUUUGCAACGGAAAGUGAAAAUUAGCGUUUCUUAUUUGGUCCUUUUUCUACCUAGUGAAUAUGAACACAACACUGGUCAGGGGGAGUGGAGUCUGUUGUCAUGGGCCUCCAGGGGGAGACCCUUGGAGGUGGAACACAUGUUGACCCCGGCAGCUGUGGGACACAACCGUAGGAUUAGUCACGUGUUUACACAACUGUAACAGACUUCUAAAAGGAAAACAAGAUAUUUUCAUGAGUUCUGCCUUUCUGCUGCUCCAGUGUCUGAGGCCAUUUCUGGUGUGGUUGGUUGCACAAAAUGGCUACCUUGCUCACUGGCAAGAAAAAUACAUUUAAGUAUUUUCACAUAAAAUGUGACUGAGUGAUUGCUUCACAAGCAGAUGAUGGGAGUCACACUGUACUACUGGGGCUUUUUGGCAGUAGCUACGGUACAAGAUGAAACUAUGAUGAGGACCAUUUGGAAACAAUAUUGUGUAACGGCCAAUGAUAUUUUCCGACUUUUUAGACGUUUUUUUCAUGUGUAUUUUUUGAUCAACUACUUUUUGCUAUAUAUACACAGACAAGACAGCAGCGAUGUCUUCAGAAUGCCAGUUAACGUAUGAAAGUAUUACGUAUUAUUUUGAAGUACAGUACCAGUCAAGUUUGGACACACCUACUCAUUCCAGGGUUUUUCUUUAUUUUUACUAUUUUCUACAUUGUAAAAUAAUAGCGAAGACAUCAAAACGAUGAAAUAACACAAAUGGAAUCAUGAACCAAAAAAGUAUUAAACAAAUCAAAAUAUAUUUUAGAUUCUUCAAAGUAGCCACCCUUUGCCUUCUCUCCUCUCUGCACAGACCAUACAAACGCUCCACACCGCGUGGCCGCGGCCACCCUAAUCUGGUGGUCCCAGCGCGCACGACCCACGUGGAGUUCCAGGUCUCCGGUAGCCUCUGGAACUGCCGAUCUGCGGCCAACAAGGCAGAGUUCAUCUCAGCCUAUGCCUCCCUCCAGUCCCUCGACUUCUUGGCACUGACGGAAACAUGGAUCACCACAGACAACACUGCUACUCCUACUGCUCUCUCUUCGUCUGCCCACGUGUUCUCGCACACCCCGAGAGCUUCUGGUCAGCGGGAUGGUGGCACCGGGAUCCUCAUCUCUCCCAAGUGGUCAUUCUCUCUUUCUCCCCUUACCCAUCUGUCUAUCGCCUCCUUUGAAUUCCAUGCUGUCACAGUUACCAGCCCUUUCAAGCUUAACAUCCUUAUCAUUUAUCGCCCUCCAGGUUCCCUCGGAGAGUUCAUCAAUGAGCUUGAUGCCUUGAUAAGCUCCUUUCCUGAGGACGGCUCACCUCUCACAGUUCCGGGCGACUUUAACCUCCCCACGUCUACCUUUGACUCAUUCCUCUCUGCCUCCUUCUUUCCACUCCUCUCCUCUUUUGACCUCACCCUCUCACCUUCCCCCCCUACUCACAAGGCAGGAAAUACGCUCGACCUCAUCUUUACUAGAUGCUGUUCUUCCACUAACCUCAUUGCAACUCCCCUCCAAGUCUCCGACCACUACCUUGUAUCCUUUUCCCUCUCGCUCUCAUCCAACACUUCCCACACUGACCCUACUCGGAUGGUAUCGCGCCGUCCCAACCUUCGCUCUCUCUCCCCCGCUACUCUCUCCUCUUCCAUCCUAUCAUCUUUUCCCUCUGCUCAAACCUUCUCCAACCUAUCUCCUGAUUCUGAUUCGGUCCUCCCUCCCGCUCCGUGGCUCGACGACUCAUUGCGAGCUCACAGAACAGCCGAGCGGAAAUGGAGGAAAACUCGCCUCCCUGCGGACCUGACAUCCUUUCACUCCCUCCUCUCUACAUUUUCCUCUUCUCUCUCUGCUGCUAAAGCCACUUUCUACCACUCUAAAUUCCAAGCAUCUGCCUCUAACCCUAGGAAGCUCUUUGCAACCUUCUCCUCCCUCCUGAAUCCUCCUCCCCCUCCCCCCCUCCUCCCUCUCUGCAGAUGACUUCGUCAACCAUUUUGAAAAGAAGGUCGACGACAUCCGAUCCUCGUUUGCUAAAUCAAACGACACCGCUGGUUCUGCUCACACUGCCCUACCCUGUGCUCUGACCUCUUUCUCCCCUCUCUCUCCAGAUGAAAUCUCGCGUCUUGUGACGGCCGGCCGCCCAACAACCUGCCCGCUUGACCCUAUCCCAUCCUCUCUUCUCCAGACCAUUUCCGGAGACCUCCUCCCUUACCUCACCUCGCUCAUCAACUCAUCCCUGACCGCUGGCUACGUCCCUUCCGUCUUCAAGAGAGCGAGAGUUGCACCCCUUCUGAAAAAACCUACACUCGAUCCCUCCGAUGUCAACAACUACAGACCAGUAUCCCUUCUUUCUUUUCUCUCCAAAACUCUUGAACUUGCCGUCCUUGGCCAGCUCUCCCGCUAUCUCUCUCAGAAUGACCUUCUUGAUCCAAAUCAGUCAGGUUUCAAGACUAGUCAUUCAACUGAAACUGCUCUUCUCUGUAUCACGGAGGCGCUCCGCACUGCUAAAGCUAACUCUCUCUCCUCUGCUCUCAUCCUUCUAGACCUAUCGGCUGCCUUCGAUACUGUGAACCAUCAGAUCCUCCUCUCCACCCUCUCCGAGUUGGGCAUCUCCGGCGCGGCCCACGCUUGGAUUGCGUCCUACCUGACAGGUCGCUCCUACCAGGUGGCGUGGCGAGAAUCCGUCUCCACACCACGUGCUCUCACCACUGGUGUCCCCCAGGGCUCUGUUCUAGGCCCUCUCCUAUUCUCGCUAUACACCAAGUCACUUGGCUCUGUCAUAACCUCACAUGGUCUCUCCUAUCAUUGCUAUGCAGACGACACACAAUUAAUCUUCUCCUUUCCCCCUUCUGAUGACCAGGUGGCGAAUCGCAUCUCUGCAUGUCUGGCAGACAUAUCAGUGUGGAUGACGGAUCACCACCUCAAGCUGAACCUCGGCAAGACGGAGCUGCUCUUCCUCCCGGGGAAGGACUGCCCGUUCCAUGAUCUCGCCAUCACGGUUGACAACUCCUCCCAGAGCGCUAAGAACCUUGGUGUGAUCCUGGACAACACCCUGUCGUUCUCAACUAACAUCAAGGCGGUGGCCCGUUCCUGUAGGUUCAUGCUCUACAACAUCCGCAGAGUACGACCCUGCCUCACACAGGAAGCGGCGCAGGUCCUAAUCCAGGCACUUGUCAUCUCCCGUCUGGAUUACUGCAACUCGCUGUUGGCUGGGC
This is a messenger RNA of Oncorhynchus nerka (sockeye salmon), 5226 nucleotides long. Its product is annotated as grainyhead-like protein 1 homolog. NCBI's taxonomy places the organism in Eukaryota, Metazoa, Chordata, Actinopteri, Salmoniformes, Salmonidae. The transcript has 15 exons. The record is from RefSeq and is a predicted model, not a curated record. Gene Ontology annotation, molecular function: DNA-binding transcription activator activity, RNA polymerase II-specific; RNA polymerase II cis-regulatory region sequence-specific DNA binding. Gene Ontology annotation, biological process: regulation of transcription by RNA polymerase II. Gene Ontology annotation, cellular component: nucleus. Bases 153 to 1982 code for a protein of 609 amino acids.